Molecule: messenger RNA, 1429 nt
Organism: Seriola aureovittata
Lineage: Eukaryota; Metazoa; Chordata; Actinopteri; Carangiformes; Carangidae
Gene: yipf6
Product: Yip1 domain family, member 6
Exons: 2
Coding region: 398-1084 (228 amino acids)
Biological process (GO): endoplasmic reticulum to Golgi vesicle-mediated transport
Cellular component (GO): trans-Golgi network; membrane
Source: RefSeq, a predicted model, not a curated record
CUGGCUCCUUUACAUGAUGUUUCUUGUUCUGUAAUAUACUUUUGUAAUUUGUGUAUUAGGAUGAAUGAAUGAAUUUGUGUAUUAUUUGUUUGAAUUGCAUUUAGAGAAAACAAACAAACAAAAAAAUCGUUUCGGGAUUACAGAUUCCCCGAGUUCUGCAAGUGUACCUGAACGCACCACACGGAUGUUCGUGCGUCACGUCUUGCGGAAGUAAACAACAGCUGACGUGGAGCAGCAGACGGACUGAACUAACCAGACCCGACUCAACUGGAUUAGGGAAACAUUUGUCGUAUCAGUCUCUGUCUUGUUGUGUUAUAAGUUAAACUGUGUCUGUCGGCGUCGUCUGGACUCCUGGAAUAACUGACGGUCCGUGUUAGAAGCUUCUCUGUGCGGCAAGAUGGCGGCAGCUGAGGAGGCCAGCAAGCCGUUCGCCGGGCUGUCCGACGUCUCUAUCUCGGAGGACAUCCCGGUGGAGGGGGACAUCUCUGUGCCCGUCGGGUCGUCUAGGAGAGACGAUGAGUUCUCCACGCUGGACGAGCCGGUGAAGGAGACCAUCCUGCGGGACCUGCGGGCGGUGGGGAAUAAGUUUGUCCACGUGCUGUACCCGAAGCGGAGCUCGGCUUUGCUGCGGGACUGGGACCUGUGGGGUCCGCUGCUGCUCUGCGUGACGCUGGCCUUGCUGCUGCAGGGCGGCGCGGCCGACAGCGACGACCAGGGAGGGCCGCAGUUCGCUGAGGUCUUUGUCAUCGUCUGGUUCGGCUCCAUCAUCAUCACCCUCAACUCUAAGCUGCUGGGCGGCACGAUCUCCUUCUUCCAGAGCCUAUGUGUGUUGGGAUACUGCAUCAUGCCUCUGACAGUGGCCAUGGUCGUGUGCCGGAUCGUUUUGAUGGGCGGCUCGGGGGCGGUCAGCUUCGCCGUGCGGCUGGCAGUCGUGACAGUGUCCUUUGGAUGGUCCACAUUUGCCUCCACGGCCUUCCUUGCAGACAGCCAGCCUCCCAACCGUAAGGCGCUGGUGGUGUACCCUGUGUUCCUCUUCUACUUCGUGAUCGGGUGGAUGAUCCUGACGUUCUCGCCCUCACAGUAGAGGAGAAACAAAGGGGACUGGAUUUGAGUUGAAUCGAUGAAGAUGAAGGAGGUUUUUACAGAGUGAAAGAACUCAAAACAACCACCAGAAUCUGCCUUUGAAUGAGGAUGAACGACUACUGAAGAGACCAGGUGUUUCUGAGCCCCUGAAACAGCAUUUAGACUCAUGGGACACCAAAGUUACUCCUUCAGCAGAAGCAGUGGCUCGUACUCAGAUGCAAAGAAGUCGAGUCGAGACCAUGCUGCAGUUGGAGUGUGAAAAAGCUGAUGAAUAUGUUUGGAUUUUUCCAGUUUGUCUCCUAAAAUAUGUUUACGAGCUGUGUAAAAUAAAAUCCAUAGGCUUGUA